CCGGAGCGAGAAGGGUCUGCGCUGGUGGCCGGGACUGUAGGCAUCUUUGAAGCACUGCCAACAUGUCUGAUGUUCAAGAAGCCACUAAGCAGCUUAUGGAUGUGAACCUUCAUGAGAACUGGAGAGCUAUACAAGUGACAGAAAGUGGUCCCAGAAGUGAGUCUGAGCACCUCCAAGUCACUAUUGGAGCCACUGUACCUACUGGUUUUGAGCAAACAGCUGCAGAUGAAGUGAGAGAGAAAUUGGGGUCAUCAUGCAAAAUCAGCAGAGACCGGGGCAAGAUAUAUUUUGACAUUUCAGUGGAAAGUCUGGCUCAGGUUCAUUGUCUGAGAUCAGUUGAUAACUUAUUUGUGGUUGUUAAGGAGUUUAAAGAUUACCAGUUCAAAGAAACAAAGGAAGAAGUUCUCAAGGAUUUUGAAGAACUGGCUGGGAAGCUUCCAUGGUCAGACCCUUUAAAAGUAUGGAAAAUUAACACCAGUUUCAAGAAAAAAAAAACAAAGCGCAAAAAGAUAAAUCAGAAUUCAGGUAGAGAAAAGGUUGAUAAUGGACAAGGAGACAAAGCAGAUGAGAAAGAGGAUAAAAAAGGAUUCACUAAUAAUACCUUAGAUUCCCAUAUCUUAGACUAUUAUGAAAAUCCAGCCAUCAAAGAAGAGAUAUCAACAUUAGUAGGUGAUGAUUUGGCAUCUUCCAAAGACGAGAAGGAUGAAAAAGAAGAAACUCAUCCUAAAGUGCUGAAGUUUAGAGUCACAUGCAACCGGGCUGGAGAGAAACACUGCUUUUCCUCAAAUGAGGCUGCAAGAGAUUUUGGGGGUGCUGUUCAAGAUUACUUUAAGUGGAAGGCUGACAUGACCAACUUUGAUGUGGAGGUUCUUUUGAACAUCCAUGAUAAUGAAAUUGUUGUGGGCAUUGCAUUGACAGAAGAGAGUCUCCACCGAAGAAAUAUCACACAUUUUGGACCUACAACUCUUAGAUCUACUCUUGCCUAUGGGAUGCUUAGGCUCUGUGCUCCUCAACCUACUGAUAUAAUAGUUGAUCCGAUGUGUGGAACGGGAGCAAUACCAAUAGAGGGGGCUACUGAAUGGUCUAACUGUUAUCAUAUUGCUGGUGAUAAUAAUCCGUUGGCUGUGAAUAGAGCAGCAAAUAACAUCUCAUCUUUAUUGACCAAGAGCCAAAUUAAAGAAGGCAAAGUGUCCUGGAGCUUGCCCAUAGAUGCUGUUCAGUGGGAUAUCUGCAAUCUGCCAUUGAGAACUGGCUCUGUGGACAUUAUUGUGACAGACAUGCCAUUUGGAAAAAGUUCUAGAGGUUUAUCUACUAAGUGUUUGAUUCACUGGAUCUUCUUCUCUAGGAUGGGCUCCAAAAAAAGAAACUGGAACCUUUAUCCAGCUUGCCUACGGGAGAUGAGCCGUGUCUGUAAACCAGGGACAGGCCGAGCUGCACUACUUACUCAAGACAAGAAAUGCUUUACCAAGGCAUUAUCUGGAAUGGGACAUGUUUGGCGGAAGGUACAUACUGUCUGGGUGAACAUAGGGGGUCUUCAUGCAGCAGUUUAUCUUCUGAAACGUACACCUCAAGCUUUUGUUCAUCCUUCAGAACAAGAUGGGGAAAGAACUCCUUGGUGAUGCAAAGAAUGAAGAUGGUUAAUGGUAUUUGUGCCUCCCAACACUGGGAAUGUCAGCAUGAAGAACUUGGUUUGAAAGAAAAAUAGUGUUAAUAAAAUUGCAGUUUGCAGUUUAAACU
Messenger RNA from Lontra canadensis (Northern American river otter), 1737 nucleotides. It is a transcript of the gene THUMPD3, whose product is annotated as THUMP domain containing 3. Gene Ontology annotation, biological process: tRNA methylation. The transcript has 10 exons. The record is from RefSeq and is a predicted model, not a curated record. Bases 63 to 1619 code for a protein of 518 amino acids. Gene Ontology annotation, molecular function: RNA binding; tRNA (guanine) methyltransferase activity. NCBI's taxonomy places the organism in Eukaryota, Metazoa, Chordata, Mammalia, Carnivora, Mustelidae.